Anguilla rostrata (American eel) is the source of this 1391-nucleotide messenger RNA. RefSeq names its product ribosomal protein L3 (gene rpl3). Gene Ontology annotation, cellular component: ribosome; cytosolic large ribosomal subunit. Gene Ontology annotation, biological process: translation. NCBI's taxonomy places the organism in Eukaryota, Metazoa, Chordata, Actinopteri, Anguilliformes, Anguillidae. The record is from RefSeq and is a predicted model, not a curated record. Bases 97 to 1308 code for a protein of 403 amino acids. The transcript has 10 exons. Gene Ontology annotation, molecular function: RNA binding; structural constituent of ribosome.
UCUUUCGACGCACAGAUUACGUACGACUCGACGCAGGCAUAUAAAUAGCAAGCACCGCCUACCCCAAUCUCUCUUUCCAUCCAGACAGGCGACGAGAUGUCCCACCGUAAGUUUUCGGCUCCGCGACACGGGUCUCUGGGCUUCCUGCCCCGCAAGAGGAGCCGACGCCACCGCGGGAAGGUGAAGAGCUUCCCCCGUGAUGACGCCACAAAGCCCGUUCAUCUCACCGCCUUCCUGGGCUACAAGGCCGGCAUGACUCACAUCGUGCGUGAGGUCGACAGGCCAGGAUCCAAGGUGAACAAGAAGGAAGUUGUGGAGGCAGUGACCAUUGUGGAGACCCCUCCCAUGAUGGUGGUCGGCGUCGUUGGCUACGUCCAGACCCCCCGCGGUCUCCGCUCCUUCAAAACCAUCUUCGCCGAGCACAUCAGUGACGAGUGCAAACGCCGCUUCUACAAGAACUGGUACAAGUCCAAGAAGAAGGCCUUCACCAAGUACUGCAAGAAGUGGCAGGACGACGAGGGCAAGAAGCAGCUGGAGAAGGACUUCGCCGCCAUGAAGAAGUACUGCCAGGUCGUCCGCAUCGUCGCCCACACCCAGAUGCGUCUGCUGCCGCUCAGGCAGAAGAAGUCUCACCUGAUGGAGGUGCAGCUGAACGGCGGCUCCAUCGCCGACAAGGUGGACUGGGCCCGCGAGAAGCUGGAGCAGGCCGUGCCCAUCACCAACGUCUUCACCCAGGACGAGAUGAUCGACGUCAUCGGGGUCACCAAGGGCCACGGCUACAAAGGUGUCACCAGCCGUUGGCACACCAAGAAGCUGCCCCGCAAGACCCAUCGUGGUCUGCGCAAGGUGGCCUGCAUCGGGGCCUGGCAUCCCGCCCGCGUGGCCUUCUCCGUCGCUCGCGCCGGGCAGAAGGGCUACCACCACCGCACCGAGAUCAACAAGAAGAUCUACAAGAUUGGCCAGGGCUACCACACCAAGGAUGGGAAGGUGGUGAAGAACAAUGCCGCCACAGAGUACGAUCUCUCCAACAAGAGCAUUACCCCCCUGGGUGGCUUUGUGCACUACGGUGAAGUGAGGAAUGACUUUGUCAUGCUGAAGGGCUGCAUCGUGGGCGUGAAGAAGAGGGUUCUGACUCUGCGCAAGUCCCUGCUUGUGCAGACCAGCCGUCGCGCGCUGGAGAAGAUCAACCUCAAGUUCAUCGACACCACCUCCAAGUUCGGACACGGCCGCUUCCAGACUGUGGAGGAAAAGAAGGCGUUUAUGGGACCACUCAAGAAGGACCGUGUUGUCAAGGAAGAGACUGCCUAAGCUCCGCCUCUCCUGGCUCUGUCUGUGGUGUUAUGAGCAGUCAUGCAUUGCUGCAGAGUUGUUUAAUAAAAGACCAAAAAUUA